Messenger RNA from Xenopus laevis (African clawed frog), 1750 nucleotides. RefSeq names its product Novel 7 transmembrane receptor (rhodopsin family) protein L homeolog (gene gpr4l.L). Gene Ontology annotation, molecular function: G protein-coupled receptor activity. The record is from RefSeq and is marked provisional. Gene Ontology annotation, biological process: signal transduction; G protein-coupled receptor signaling pathway. Lineage: Eukaryota; Metazoa; Chordata; Amphibia; Anura; Pipidae. Gene Ontology annotation, cellular component: plasma membrane; membrane.
CUUUGGCUGCUUGCAUAGCAUGGCUCUCACCGGCUGGCUCUGAAGUGCUAGGAAGGCUGGAGCGGAGGAGCUUUAUUUGCAGCUGCUCUCACAGGUAGUUGCUAAAGAAGUCCCCUAUGGCGUGUAAUCAGAGCUGUGAAUACUCAGGCAAUUAUGAAGCCACUCUAUUCCCAGUUAUCUACGGCCUGGUUUUCGUGUUUGGCCUUAUUGGCAACUUGGCAGCUAUUGGUGUUAUUGUCCAACAUGUGAAGCGUGGCAAUGUUCUAGGCAUCUAUCUGGCUAACCUCUGUGCUUCAGACUUAAUGUACAUUUCCACACUACCUGUUUGGAUUGCUUAUACAGCGAAGGAAGAUUGGCUUUUUGGGCCUUUGUCUUGUAAGAUUGUGGGCUUCUUCUUCAAUGCCAACCUCUACACAACAAUUUAUUUUCUCAGCUGUAUAGCCAUGGAUCGUUUUGUGGCUACAGUGUUCCCUUUCCAGGCCAGGUCCCUAAGAACUAUGAAAAGUGCACUGAUAAUAUGUGCUUGUGUUUGGCUGAUCAUCCUGGGCACUCACUCUAUAUUCCUUGGCAGAGAUGAACUGUUUCGCUCCAGCCAAAACGUACAACUUUGCUACGAAAAAUACCCCAUGGACCAGUGGAUGGCUCGUAUCAAUUAUUUCCGUAUAUUUGUAGUCUUCCUCAUACCCCUGGUGCUUUUAAUUGUAUUCUACUGCUCUGUAGUUAGAGUGGUUCAUCGGAGUACAAGCUUAGAGAAGGAGCAGAAGCAGAAGAUUAUUGGCCUCCUAAUGACAAUGAUGGCAAUCUUUAUCAUCUGCUACCUCCCUUAUCAUGUGGUGCUCUUUAUUCGCUCUUAUAUCAGUGAUAAAAACAUGUGCACAUGCUCUCUGGAAGAAAAAGUCCGUCCAGCUUAUCGUAUCUCUUUUAGCUUGACCAGCCUCAGCAGUGCCUUGGAUCCAUUUAUUAAUAUCUUCAUUAGUGACAGCAUCAGGCAGGAUCUACUUAAGGAAAUUAGGGCAGUGUGGGCAGGUUUUAGAAUUUUACGUCACCCUCGAGAUUCUUUAAGAAGGAGGUCAUCAAAAAGGACAGGAUAUAACACAGUGUCCCACAACAUAGAAAAUGACAAUCUUUUGAUUGACCAAAAAAGGGAAGAAACGGUUUUGUGAACAUACUGACAAAAAAAUGUGAGUCCUCUGCAAAUUAGUAAAUGUUCCAUGUUGGCCACUUAAUUCCCCUCCCCCUUGUUUCUGAAAAGGCUUUGUAGGUACCGCACAUUGGCCUUUCCCUCAACUGUGAAAUCCUUCAUUAUAAGAUCUCGUUUUAACUGUGCAUUUUUUUUUUUUUAAAUAAAAAAAAAAACAAAACAUCACACUUUUAAAGGAAGAACAGAUAAAACAGUUGUACAAUGACUUUCCUCCUUUUAUUUUUCACAAAGGUAUAAAGCCAAGACAUUGCUUGUAGACCUCUGCUAAUGUGUAGUUGUUUUCAUUGAACUCAUGAUAUCUGUGCAGGGUACAUACGGUUUUCUCCCUAAUAUCUGCAUUUUCUGUACAAUAAAAUACAUUUUAUUAAAUGAUUUAGAAAACCAUGUACAGAGGUGGGAACUUUUACCCAGUGUGAGAGGAUGUCACCUACUCAUGCAUGAACAUUACUUUCUGUACCCUAAAGCAUGCAUUCCUUCCAUGAACCAUAUAGCCAAACUGAGCAGACAAACAAUGUGUAGGCUUUCAGAAAGCUAUUUAUAAAAAAAAAA